AUGUCAUUUACAAGUUUUAAAACAAAAAUUGAGGAGGGGGACUUUGUCAUGGCUUAUCUAAGUCGAACACAUAUUAAACCAAUCAUAGUGAAAAAAGGAGAAAAGCUGAAUACAAGGUUUGGAACUUUUCCACAUGAUUCAAUGAUCGGCUUACCUUAUGGAUCACAGCUGAUGACACCUAAAGGCAGAGGAUUUAUAUAUUUACUUCAUCCCACACCAGAAUUAUGGACGAUGUCUUUACCACAUAGAACACAAAUCGUUUAUACACCAGAUUCUAGUUAUAUAGUCCAACGGAUGAGCGUUAUUCCUGGUUCUAGGGUGAUAGAAGCUGGAACAGGUUCGGGAUCAUUCACACAUGCAUUUGUGAGGACGAUAGCACCAACAGGUAAGCUUUUCACAUACGAGUUUCACAAGGAAAGAUACGAACAAGCAGUUUCAGAGUUCAAAGAGCAUAAGCUGCAAGAGUAUCUGAUAUGCACCAAUAGGGACGUUUGUGCAGACGGAUUCGACAUAGAUGGAACAAGAAUAGAUGCCGAGGCAGUCUUUUUGGAUCUUCCGUCUCCAUGGGAAGCCAUUCCUCAUCUCAAGAGUGUAAUUACCCAUGAAACAGAGGCUAGAAUAUGCUGCUUUUCGCCAUGUGUCGAGCAAGUUCUUAAAACCGUCACUGCCUUGCAAGAAAAUGGAUGGACAAAAAUCGAAAUGACUGAGGUGUCUUCUCUACUCUGGGAAUCAAGAAAGGUGAUGAUCAGGGAGUUGGAUGAUGCCAUCGAGAGACUCAAGGAUGUGAAAAAGAGACAACUAGAAGGUAUAGAAUACAUGAAGCAGAUGGCUGUCAAGUAUGGCUCCAAUAAGCAAGCCAAAGUGCACAAACCUCGGAGCAAGAAUAGAGACAGGGGAUUUAAUCCAUUUGGAAAAGGCUUUCAUAUCAUCGAGGGAGAUGAGAACUAUAAAUGGUUUGAUGUUUCUAAGGAGCAAAAGGAGAUAAAGACUCAUACCUCAUAUUUAACAUUUGCUAUCCAUGUUCCACAGCUAGUUGUUAAUGAUGAAAAUAUCGAAAAGCAGGAAACGGACACAGAAAAGGCCGAUAAACUAUAA
Brettanomyces bruxellensis is the source of this 1095-nucleotide messenger RNA. RefSeq lists its product as uncharacterized. The transcript has a single exon. NCBI's taxonomy places the organism in Eukaryota, Fungi, Ascomycota, Pichiomycetes, Pichiales, Pichiaceae. Bases 1 to 1095 code for a protein of 364 amino acids. Gene Ontology annotation, cellular component: tRNA (m1A) methyltransferase complex; nucleus. The record is from RefSeq and is a predicted model, not a curated record. Gene Ontology annotation, biological process: tRNA methylation.